AUGUUCUCUCUGGAGAGCGUGGCGUCCAGAAGCUCAUCCCAGUUGACAGUACAAGACGUCCUCUCAGGAAUUGGAGGCCUGUCAUCUUACUGGACAACAAUAUUCUUUGGAAAUGUAAACAAGAUUCUCUCUCUUCCUCUCUCCCUUCCCCUCACCUACCUCCUACCUCCCCUCUCUCUCCCUUCUCUGCCUCCCUCUUCCAUCCCUCUCUCACUUCCUCUCUCCAUCCCUCUCUCCCACCAUCCCUACCUUCCUAUCACUCCCUCUCUUUCUCCAGAGCCCAGCCCUGUAGGUUCAGAGGUCAGAUCAGACUCUGUAGCGUCUCUCCAGUCCCAGACGUCCCUGGGCUCCGGUCCUGGCGGUGUGUCCGUCAGUUCCUCCGGUGGAGUGUCUAUUGGUUCUCCUGGUGUGAAUGUGGGCUCCCCGGGGCCCAAGCGGAGUGGUUCCGGUACCGGGAACACGUUGAAGCGCUGGCUGACCAGCCCAGUGAGGAGAUUGAGCCAGGGCAAAGCCGACAGCCAGGGGAAAAAACCUCCACUACGCACCAGGAGACGAGACAACCGGCCCGAGCUAGUCACGCCGCUCACCGCUAACACACACCUGAAGGGGAAGAGCCGUGAAGACUCUGUCCAGAGUGGAGGAGAGGAGGAGCUGGAGGAGGAGCCACACACGCCCCUCCCACCUCCCAUGGAGAUCAUUAAAGAUAGCAACGACCCUGAGGACUCAGAGGGCUCCAACCAGUCAGACACAGAGCAGAAGAACAAAGCCAUGAGAGGCCGCAUGUUUGUGGUUAAUGAAAUGGUGCAGACUGAGAAGGAUUAUGUGAAAGACCUUGGUGUCAUCGUGGAGGGGUUCAUGUCGAGGUUGGAGGUGAAAGGGAUUCCAGAGGACAUGCGAGGGAAGGACCUGAUAGUAUUUGGUAACAUCCAUCAGAUUUACGACUGGCACCAGGAGUUCUUCCUGGUUGAGUUGGAGAAAUGUUUGCAGGACCACGACCGACUGGCAGAGCUCUUCAUUAAACAUGAGAGGAGGCUGCACAUGUAUGUGGUCUACUGCCAGAAUAAGCCCAGGUCAGAGUUUGUCGUGGCGGAAUAUGAGACCUUCUUUGAGGAGGUGCAGAGAGAGAUCAGCUGUAGAAUGUCCAUCAGUGACUUUCUCAUCAAACCCAUCCAGAGAAUCACCAAGUACCAGCUACUGCUCAAGGAUUUUCUGAAGUACACUUCUAAAGCAGGGAUGCACUGUGAGGAGAUCGAGAGAGCGGUGGAUCUGAUGUCUCUGGUACCCAAACGCUGUAAUGACAUGAUGAACCUGGGACGCCUGCAGGGUUACGAGGGGAAGCUGACGAGCCAGGGCAAGCUGCUGCAGCAGGAGACCUUCUGUGUGUGGGAGCAGGACGGAGGAGUUCUUUCCCGCAGUAAAGACAGACGCGUCUUCCUCUUCGAGCAAAUCAUCAUCUUCAGUGAGCUGCUCCGUAAAGGGUCCUCCCCACCUGGCUAUCAGUACAAGAAGAGCAUCAAGGUGAGCUACCUGGCCAUGCAGGAGUGUGUGGAGGGGGACCCCUGUAAGUUUGUUCUGUCAUCUCGGGGGUCCGCAGAGCGUUUCACCCUGCAGGCAGCCAGCCCCUCUGUCAAACAGCUGUGGGUCUCCCACAUCACUGAGCUACUGGACACACAGAGCAACUUCCUGUCUGCUCUGCAGUCUCCUAUAGAGUACCAGAGGAAGGAGGGUGGGGGAACAAACCUCCUCACCCGACCCCCCUCGGGCUUCGGCCCCAAAGCAUCGGGCCGACCCCCCUCUGUGCCCCCCACCCCUAACGGACACAACACACACACACAGGCAGACGGCGAGGCACAGGACGACGAGCUGGUGCUGGUGAUCCAGGACUUCAGUGCGGUGCGUGAGGAUGAGAUCACGGUACUUCGUGGGGAACGGGUCCAGAUUCUGGCAUCCAACCAACAUGGCCAGUGUCUGGUCUACCGACCGGCCAACACAGAGUCUCCACCUGCAGAGGGCUGGGUGCCGCGCAGCGUCCUGUUCAACCACUAACUACCAGUUAGAACCAGUCAGAACCAGUUUAGAACCAGUUAUAAACAGUUACACACAAACAGGAUGCCUUCCCCAUAACCAGUUACGGCCCAGUUACACUUCACUGAUGCCAGUAAGACCCAGUACCAAUCACACACAUCUGUUAUUAGUUACUGGUCCCAAACAGUUACACAUAGUUUAAACUAGUUAGAUCAGUUACAUACAGUCAGCUGCCCCUGUUAAACCAAUCACACACACACGUAGCAAACAUCCUCAACAACCGGUAGCAACCAUGAACACUAGUGACCAACUACUGUAGUUCCUCACACUGGUGAAAAGAGGCCAGAGAGCUGCAGGUCCAGACAGGGGGAUUUGAGGUGAAUGGACACACAGUAUGCCUAUGGAACAUCCCAACUGAUGAGGUCACUAAUGGCUGCAGCCUAUGGAACAUCCCAACUGAUGAGGUCCAACUGAUGAGGCCACUGAGGGCCGCUGCCAACUGAUGAGGUCACUAAGGGCUGCUGCCUUUGGAACACCCAAACUGAUGAGGCCACUAAGCGCUGCUGCCAACUGAUGAGGUCACUAAGGGCUGCUGCCUUUGGAACAUACAAACUGAUGAUGUCACUAAGGGCUGCUGCCUUUGGAACAUCCCAACUGAUGAGGUCACUAAGGGCUGUUGCCUUUUGAACAUCGAAACUGAUGAGGUCACUAAGGGCUUCUGCCUCAGUCAUUCCGGAACUCUGGGAUUCUAGAAUAAAACAACACUGAGAACAGCUGUCAGAGACUCUCCCACCUCAUUAAGGAACCAGACUCAAGUGGAGGGUCAAAGGUAAAAUAUAUCAGCCAACAAGAUCUGCUGGAGACAAGCAAGAAGUUACGUUGUAAUAAUGGUUGUUUUUACAUAUCGGUGAAAAAACAUAGUGUCAGCACGUGAUGUUUCUGCUUUCAUGUCAUGGGGGUCAAAAUAAAUGGACUGAACCCUCACCCACCCACCCCAACCCCGGUGAGGUGACAUCAUUUCCUGUUUGUUAAUAUGUGUAAAAGAAAGCGAAAGUCUCACCACGUAAAUAGAGCUCUGAGCGCAUUAUGAAGUAUAUAUAGUUCUUAUAUGAUUAAUAUAUUCUGUUUUUCACCUGAAUAGAAAACAGAGAGAAGAGAAGUAUUGUCACGUUAACGUCUGUAUGUGUGUGUGCGUGUUUGCGCGUGUGUGUGCGUGCGUUUGUGUACGAGUGCUUGCAUGUAUGGUGUGUGCGUGCGUGUGUGCGUGCGUGCGUGCGUGUGUGUGUGUGUGUGUGUGUGUGUGUGUGUUGGUGGUCCUUUGGGUUCUGUUUGUAUUGAAUAGAAACCCCUGUGUUCUCUGUGUUUUUUCACUGAUCAAUCCCUGUUUAAUUCCUGUGUCCCUUUGAUGUGGUUUCCUGUUCCUGUAGAGCUGCUGUUGGGCAGUGUGAAGGACUCAAGAGUGUGCAUCCUCAUACUUUUAAAUGUAACCCAGAGUUUGAACCGUAAUAUUAUGCAUUCUUUGGAAAAUAUGUAAAUAAUAUUUUACAGACAUGUACAUGAUUUAACAGGGCAAAAGGGAGCUGGGGAACACACCAGUCCAACUCCUUCAUGUUAAACAGAAACCUUGCCGCCAUAUUGGAUUUUCAGGUUUUAACUAACUGCUGAACUAGUUAACCCUUCAACUCUCACCUGCUCAGGGUAAAAGUUGCCCUUCAGCACAGAUCUAGGAUCAGGUUACUCUCUCCCCAAUCUGACCUUAACCGUGAGGAGAAACACUAAACUGACCCUAGAUCAGUGUCUGGGGGUAACUUCUAAUCCUGGUUUGUAUCUGCAGUGGCAGCAUUGCUGCCUAUAGCUUCAUACUACACAGGUUAUACAGGCUCUGGGCAAAAGUCAAAAGACAUCAUAUUCCCCAUGUAGUGCACUACUUUUGCCUGAAGCAGUGCAUUAUAUGGGGAGUAGGGUGCGAUUUGGGACCUAGACCCUCUUAGCCAUACAGGUUAUUAUACAGUGAUGUGUACAUACAAAAUGGCUGCUAUCUCACCUCUAUGAGUUCUGUAUGGUGGUUUGUAAUAAAGACCAUUUUUCAUCUCUGAAAUGGAAA
This is a messenger RNA of Salvelinus fontinalis (brook trout), 4129 nucleotides long. Its product is annotated as kalirin-like. The transcript has 14 exons. Gene Ontology annotation, molecular function: protein binding; guanyl-nucleotide exchange factor activity. NCBI's taxonomy places the organism in Eukaryota, Metazoa, Chordata, Actinopteri, Salmoniformes, Salmonidae. The record is from RefSeq and is a predicted model, not a curated record. Gene Ontology annotation, biological process: axon guidance; intracellular signal transduction. Gene Ontology annotation, cellular component: cytoplasm; postsynaptic density. Bases 1 to 2046 code for a protein of 681 amino acids.